Molecule: messenger RNA, 1312 nt
Organism: Neogale vison (American mink)
Lineage: Eukaryota; Metazoa; Chordata; Mammalia; Carnivora; Mustelidae
Product: melanoma-associated antigen B18-like
Exons: 3
Coding region: 94-1098 (334 amino acids)
Biological process (GO): negative regulation of transcription by RNA polymerase II
Cellular component (GO): nucleus
Source: RefSeq, a predicted model, not a curated record
AGGAGUGCCAGGAGUGGACAGUUGUCAAGGGUGACAUCUUCAACCCAGCUGCUUGCACCUAACUCCUGCCUGCCAUCUCUGACCAGUGUCACCAUGCCUAGAGGUCAGAAGAGUAAGCUCCGUGCCCGUGAGAAACGCCGCCAGGCCCGCUGUGAGACCCAGGCUCUGAAGGAGGCUCAAGCUACUGCGGCAGCAGCAGGAGAGUCCCCCUCUGCUCUCUCUGGGGGUAGACCUGCUGCUGCAGCUCCUAGGCGUCCUCAGGGAGCCGCAUCUUUCACUGGGGCCGAUGCAGCUCUUUCAGGCACCGAUUCAGAUGAAGGUGCCAGAAGCCAAGAUGAGGGAAGCCCCAGAUCAUCGAAGGGCUCCGAGGUCUCACACAGAGACCCACUAAACAAGAAGGUAGUUUUGCUGGUCCAGUUCCUGCUGCAGAAGUAUCAAAAGAGAGAGCCAAUUUCAAAGGCAGAUAUGCUGAAGUUUGCCAUCAAAAAGUACAGGAAUCAGUUCAAUGAGAUCCUCAAGAGAGCCUCCGAGCACAUGGAGCUGGCCUUCGGGCUUGAUCUGAAGGAAGUGGAUCCCAUCCGCCACUGCUACACCCUGGUCAACAAGCUAGACCUCACCGAUGGCUCCAUGCACGAGGACGAGAACAUGCCCAAGACCGGCCUCCUGAUGAUUGUGCUGGGUGUGAUCUUCAUGAAAGGCAACUGUGCCCCUGAGGAGGAGGUCUGGGAAGUGCUGAAUAUGAUGGGCGUCUACGCUGAAAGGAAGCACUUCAUCUACGGGGAGCCCAAGAAGGUCAUCACCCAAGAUCUGGUGCAGCUGCAGUACCUGCAGUACCGCCAGGUGGCCGACACUGAUCCUCCACGCUUCGAGUUCCUGUGGGGCCAGCGAGCUUAUGCCGAGACCAGCAAGAUGAGAGUCCUGGAGUUUCUGGCCAAGAUCCAUGAUACGGUCCCCAGCGCCUUCCCGUCGUGGUAUGAAGAGGCUUUGAGAGAUGAGGAAGAGCGAGCCCGAGCCCGAGCCGCUGCCAGGGCUCGCACCGCUGCCAUGGCCAGCGCACGUGCCAGGGCCUUGGCCAGCAGCUUCGCCCACCCUAAGUGAUGUCCGCGGCCGGUUGACCAGGUUUUAUAUCCAAUGUUGAAGUUUGAAGCAGAUUCUUUUCUCUGUGGAACGAAAAAGCAGUCUACGUUUUAAGUAACCGACGGCCAGGGUGGAUCUAGAAGAAACACAGUGAAUAUUGUCUUGGUGUUCUUGUUCUAUCUCAUAAACUUAGAGUUGUUUUCUUCUAUUUUCUCUUUUCUUUCUCUUUUUUCUU